GUAGCGUUUGUUUACCUCUCCCAUUUGGUAACGCCGGGGGCGGAGUUGACUUCUGCCGCUGAGGAGUCGAACCCAUGCCCGUUUGCCUACGUGCCCCCCGCCCAGUGUGUAUCCCGGCCCGUGCACCCGGUCCGGCUCCGGUGUGAGAGAUGUCCCGGGUCCUGAUCGUCGGUGCCGGCCUGACGGGCAGCCUGUGCGCGUGCCUGCUGAGGAGGGAGCUGCAGAGUAAAGUUCACAUCGUGGUGUGGGACAAAUCCAGGGGUGCAGGUGGCCGCAUGUCCACCAGCCGGUCCCCGGACCCUUCUUCUCACCCAGCGGAUCUGGGAGCUCAGUACAUCUCUGCCACGCCUGCCUACGCUCAGUCACACCAGAGUUUUUACUCAGAGCUGCUGGCUGCGGGCGUCCUGAAGCCUCUCGACUGCAUCAUUGAAGGUCUGAAGCAGAAGGACAUCAGCUAUAACUAUGUGACGCCGCUGGGCAUGAGCAGCUUGGUCAAGCACUUCCUGUCUGAGUCUGGAGCCGACUUGUUCCUUGAGCGUCAUGUGACUGGAGUGUACCGCCGCGGUGCAUCGUGGGAGGUCAAGAGGAAAGUGGGCGAAAGCGAGACGUUCGACGCUGUGGUCCUGACGAUGCCGGUCCCUCAAAUCCUGCAGCUGGAGGGGGAUGUGGGACCCUUGCUGUCUGUCCAGCAGAAGCAGCAGUUGGAUGGUGUCGCAUAUUCGUCCCGCUUCGCCCUCGCUCUUUUCUUCCCUCCGGACGCCGUCUUCAGCUUUCCGUGGGGCGCCAGAUACGUCUCCGAGAGCGACUGCAUCCGCUACAUCGCCGUGGACCCCCGGAAAUGCAGAUCAGAUCCCGCCGGCCGCGGCCCGUCCAUGGUCGUCCACACCAGCGUCCCGUUUGGCGUGGAGCACUUGGAGGAGGACAAGGAGGAGGUCAAGCCGGUCAUCCUGCAGGAGCUCUACAAGCUGCUCCCCGAUCUGCCUCAGCCAAUCAGCAUCAAGUGCCACAAGUGGCGGUACUCCCAGGUGCUGACCACGGUGCCGGACUGUCCGGGUCACAUGACCGUCCUGAACCAGCCGCCCCUCGUCUGCGGCGGCGACGCCUUCACCCACUCAAACUUCGACGGCUGCGUGGAGUCGGCGCUGAGCCUGCUGGGAGCGCUCAAGUCCUCGCUGUGAGGACGGCCAGCCGUCGCCGACCAGUCGCACGUUUUUCAGUGAAGUUGCACACAUGAAGGUUUCCGCUUCGUCUUUGAAUAAAUUUCAAUGUUUGAACAAAGUCGGAGUCGUUGAGUCCACUGAAGGCAUCUUUCGACACCGACGCUCAACCUGUCCGGUUUGACCUUUGACCUCCAGUUUCCAUUAGGACCUCACUCAGAAAAGCUGAUUCAGUUCAGACAGACAGACAAAACAGCUGUUUAUAAAUAGUUUAUUCACCUUUACAGUGUUUUUAUUCCAUUAUAAAACCAAGUGGCAUGUGUUUAUAAUAGUGUGAGUUCUGAUUCACUGAAAUCAACAACAGAUGAAAAAUAAACUUUGUUCUCCUGAAAUGAAGCCAGCUGAAUUCAGAACCAGGUCUGUCAGAGUCCGGAUCACACGGGGGCUGAAAUGUUCGGGACUAUCACAGCUAAUGAGAACUAUUUUUGAAGGUUUCUGACAAAUUUCUCAGUCUAAUUUAACCUGAAGCCUGUUUUAAACCCCGCCCCCAAACACUGAUUGUCCAAUCACAGUUUAGCAGAAGUACAUUUUUUUUUUCGGUGAGGAGUUAUUCAGACGCUAGCCUCGUCACGAUGACCGACCCCGGAUGUUAACAUUUGCCAUGAAUGCCUCAGUAUUUUAUUUCCUCGUGAAUCCAGUAGAAUAUUGUCUUCGCUUUGUUUAAACCACUGAGUGACAGACUCAAUUUUCCCCCCCGACAGACGUGGUUGUUGUGAGCGACUUUAAGCAACAAUCGGACUUGUGGAUCCAAAGAACAGUUGUUUAUGUGACAGUCACAUGACUCACACACUGAUUAUAUCUGAAAGCUGAAAUAUGAAACUAAUAUACCUGCAUCUGUAAGCGGAGGGAACCACAUGAGUACACCGGAAGGAAAACAUGUACAGAAAAGAAA
Molecule: messenger RNA, 2109 nt
Organism: Salarias fasciatus (jewelled blenny)
Lineage: Eukaryota; Metazoa; Chordata; Actinopteri; Blenniiformes; Blenniidae
Product: renalase-like
Cellular component (GO): extracellular region
Molecular function (GO): oxidoreductase activity, acting on NAD(P)H
Source: RefSeq, a predicted model, not a curated record